Molecule: messenger RNA, 3073 nt
Organism: Vitrella brassicaformis
Lineage: Eukaryota; Vitrellaceae
Source: the annotation of a GenBank genome assembly
CACACACUGACAAUUCUAUAGAGACUUUCCGUAUGCUACGUGUCUGUCUCCCUAACGUCAGUCACGUCAUCACACGCGUGGCCACCGGUGACCCAGCCCUCACGCCACAAUUCAUGCAGUGCAGUCAAUGGAAACUCAUCUCUGAAAACACCUGUCCGUCCGUCCCCCCGCCCGUCCGUCAGCCACUCUCUCCUCCCUCCCUCUCCUCUCUCUGAAACCGCCGUAUCGUCUCACCAAUCCCUUCCAGAAGACCGGCACCACCAGAGAGCGGCGGAGGUGUCGGCGGCUUCCAAUCCGUGUGGUCCAGGAAGUUGGCACGCAGCAACGUGUUGGGAGCCAACAGGAUCGGCACCAGGAAAUUCCGCAACGCGCAGAUGGGUUCGAGGGCGAUCUGCAGCGCCACCCCGUAAACCCAGGCCUUCAUCGACAGGAAGGCAAUCCGCCCCAGCCGGUUCCUCUCAAAGCGCCGCAGCGCGCGGUCGAUGUCGGCCUCGUCGUCGAUCCUCGGCUCGAAAGGCUGCGGCUGUCGGGGUGGGGGGAAGUCGAUGGGGCCGAUGUUCAUGCCGAUGGAGGCUAUGCGACCCGCCGAGGGCGACGAGGGGGAGGAUGUCUGAGUGGCCGGCGGGCGUCGACCCAGAAUGGGCGUGAGCACUGAGCAAAGCUCCACUGCAUCCUCGAUAGCCGCAGCACCACCCUAAGACACAUACAUAGACAACAGAGAGAGAUGCGCAAGGACAGACAGACGUGUGUGGUUGGGGGAGGGAGGCUCCGUGCGUGUGUGAGUGAGUGAGUGAGCGAGUGAGUGAGUGAGCCGGCCUACCUGUCCCAGGUUGGGUGUCAUGGGAUGUGCACUGUCUCCAAUGAGAGUGACUCUCCCCUUGCCCCAUGGCCUGAAAGACGGAAACCGGUGGCGGAUGUCAGACAGGACGAUGUCCUCCGCCGGGGUGGCCUGCACCAACUGGAUGAUGGGAUGGACAAACCAUCCACACACAGACGCCAGCCAGAGAAGAUGAUGCCAGCCGCCUGGUGGGUGUGUUGGUAUGUACCUACCUGGUAGACUUGGUGUCCCCAUCCCUCGACCAGUCUGGCGGCAUAUGCCUUGCGCCCCGUGGCGUUGACGGAAAUGGCCGGCACGUCGCCCGCCAGAGCAUUGAAACACACAAACCAGUACACACGGUCCUCACUUAUCUGCGCCGAACCGAACCGAACCCCCUCACCGAACACCUGGGUUUGGUUUGACACACAUGCGGGGGGGUGGGUCACCGGGGUGGUGUCUUGUCUCGCCUCACUCACUCACUCAGUCACUCUCUCUCACCUGUCCGACGACUCCUUCCUUGAGCAGCACUGAUUUGCCGCGUCCGAGUGAUGGCUCCCACGGCAUGCCGCCCAUCGACAGGGGAAAAGUCGGCCGAAGCCGAGCCACCCCACGAAACGCCUUGUACCCAGCAUACCUGCACACAAGUGCCAACGAAGGUAUGAGGACACAUUGGUGGCGAUCACACACGUGAGAACCGUGUCGUCUCCCACCUCGGUGGCGGCUCUCUGGGUGCGAUGGAGGCCCUGACGGAUGAUCUGAUGCCGUCGGCUCCCACCACAACCCGCGCCCUUAUCUGCCGUCCGUCCUUGAGAGUGACCAGCACGGGUCGUGAGCCGGUGCCCUCGAGGACCUCCUCCACCUCAGCCGAGUAGAAGAUGCGGUCACGCGGCACACCCGACAGCAGCUCACGCAGCAGCUGCCCUCGCAACACCUGAACAACAAAACGAUUCAUUUCAAAGACACACCUGAGCUGUGUGUGAGAUGGAUGGAUGUAUGGAUGUACCUGUCUGAACUCAUGCGGCCCGUUUGCGCACUCAUCGACGUUAAAGUCGACGAGCACGCCGCCCUCCUUCGAGGCCAGGCAGACCUCCUUGUUGAGCACAUAGCCCGCCCGCAUGGCGUUGUCCACCCGCAGGUAAGACAGGGCGCGCCACGCCUGCGUCCACAGACCUAUCGCCGUACCACUGCCUCAGACAGACAGACAGACAGACAGAUGGGAAGACAUGACAUGCAACGACGGUUCUUUCCUUCACCCCACCCAGGUACCCUUCCCUCAGUCGCGGAGAGGCUUCGACGAGACAGCAGUCGACCCCCGCUUGCGUCAGGCCCCUCAUCAAUGCAGCGCCGCUCAACCUGACCACACACACACACACCACACGCACACAGCGCGUCACGACGAAGUCAUGUCAGUCAGUCUGUCUGAUCUCACUCACCCGCUGCCCACAACGAGCACGUCCACAGACGAAGGGAGCGACGCGACCAGCGGGUUUGGGGGCGGGGGCAGCUCGUCCGGCACAAUCGACGCAAUCCUCUCACCCACCCCCUUGGCCCGCGCCCGCGCCCCACCGAGGAUCCUCUUUAGCCGCUCCCUGUUGUCCUUCACGCCCUGCUGGAAGCUCUUGCCGAUGGCCGACAGCCGCUCGCGAAGACCGGUGGGCAGCCGAGCGGCGGGCAAGACGAUGGGCGGGGGAGACGCGUAGCUCGGCGGCCAGGCCUGCAGGAAGGUCACACAACCACAACCACAACCACACACACACACACACGAAGGAAUUAGUGAUCAAGGUAAUAGGUACUUGCACACAGAACAGGUGUGGUAUGUGUGCGCGCGUGUGGUGGGUGGUGUGUGGUGGGUGGUGGUGUGGGGUAUGUGUGUGGGAGCAUUCAGGGGGGCAGGGCCGCAUUGCUGGUAGCUGGCUGGCUGCUUGGCUGGCUGGCUGGCCGCUUGGCUGAUUGCGGGAGGAAGGCCGGAGCACCCUCCACGAUUCACUAACAGCAUUAUCACUCACUCAUUGACAGCCACAGACAGGCGUGCACACCAAUACGAGUCAGUCAGUCAGUGAGGAAGAGAGGCAUUCGGGGCCUUCUUCAUGGCUAAGAGACAAAUAUCGUCUAAACCGCGCAGGCCCACACAGAGACACACACCUACAAUCGCCUCCUGCCUCAUCCGGCACGGCACACACACCCAGACAGCGAUACAUACACCUCCACUCCAUCCAUCCAUCCGUAGGGACCAGAUGGCUGACCUCGGGAAACAAC